Molecule: messenger RNA, 2603 nt
Organism: Coregonus clupeaformis (lake whitefish)
Lineage: Eukaryota; Metazoa; Chordata; Actinopteri; Salmoniformes; Salmonidae
Gene: anapc1
Product: anaphase promoting complex subunit 1
Biological process (GO): protein K11-linked ubiquitination; metaphase/anaphase transition of mitotic cell cycle; anaphase-promoting complex-dependent catabolic process
Cellular component (GO): anaphase-promoting complex
Molecular function (GO): molecular adaptor activity
Source: RefSeq, a predicted model, not a curated record
AUGUAUAUUUUGACACCCAGCUUUCUGACCACACACCUGAAGAACGUCUCCAGGAUGGACGCGCUCGGCUUGCCCUUCCAUUGUCACGCCCUGCAUAACCAAAACAGGAUGACCUCAUCACCAGGCCUCCACUCAUGGACACACUCACCCAGCAUAUCCAGCAUGGCUGCUCGCAGCCGGUCCCACUCCCCUAGCAUGGCGGCACCCUCCUUCUCGGGCACGGUGCAGUUUAAAAUGUCGUACCACUUGUCCCCCAGAGGGCACAGCUUCCUGCCCUCUCCCAACAGCACGACCAACGAGUCUGUGCUGGUCCCAGAGAUUACGCCCAUGGUGCCUGAUCUAUGCAUUGAGCAGCUGUGGAGUGAGACGGCCUCCUCCCACAGCCUGUCCAACCACGUAACCCACCUGGGCACUCCCAUGGAGAGUGUGAGCACUCCCGCCAAGGCCACAGGGAGACACAUGAGAAGAAUAGAGGAGCCAUCUUCCAUAUGCUUCCUCAUCCCCCUGGUGUGCUUCAUCCUGCCCAAGGACACGGCCAUGAAGGUGCUGGUGAAGUGGUACAACAUCUACAACGCCCCGGGGGGCCCCAGCGCACAGCUGGAGUGGAACCUUUUUGUCACCUGCUUCAUGACUCUCAUGGGCUACAACACGGAGUGGCUGGGCUGAACACGCAAUCUCCAUUUUGAAGUGCCCCUCUCUCCUGUGAUUGCACCAAAGAAGGCCCGGCCGUCUGACACGGUGUCUGAUGAGCCCCUGUAUGUGCUGCACCUGCUCUAUGAGGAGCUGAAGAUGGACGAGGAGCGGGGGAGCGGGGCGGCGAUCACUGGUGGGCCUCCUGCAACAGCUGGCCAGGGAUCUGCAGCUGGAGAAGUGUAUCAAUCUGUACUGGCGAGAUUACCCCUCAUUCAACACCAUGUUCAAGGGGACCUGCAUCAUAAAUCACGUUUGUCUGAAAAGCUUGUUGUUUGGCUAACAUCAGCAGGUUUCACAUUGAAAGACCUGGAAUCCGCGCUCUUUGGUGUGGCUCUGCUCAUAGAUGCGAUCUACCAGUGUCGAGAGUAACUCUGCUCUGACUGGUCAGAGGAUGUCUGCCUGUUGAUUGGGUGAAAGGACCUCACCAAGAAAGCACACAAAGUGACCGUGGCCAAAUGCAAAGCUACGGUGGGUCCGGUGCUUAUGCUGGAGGCUCCAGCCACCACAGACGCAGACAAGGAGGUUGUUAUGACUGAUCUGAACCAGGAUGUGAUUGGUCUCAUCUGGAGCCAGGACCUGCAUGUCCAGGAGGCCAGAUGUCUCCUCCAGAGCUCCCGACCAGUCCGGCUCAGCGUGGUCCACCUGGCUGAGGUCAGCGACCACGAGGACGUAGAGGAGAAGGAGAACAAAGACCUGUUCACCAUCUUCUCCUACCACCCUGUGUCAGCAGAGCCCCUACCAGUGUUCAAACUCAACCUUACUGAUCUGAACAGUGGGAACAUUGACCUUCCUCCCAAAAAGACGAGCUGGUCCAGCUUUCACAACGGGGUGGCUGCAGGCCUGAAGAUCGCCUCAGCCUCCCAGGUAGACUCUGCCUGGAUGGCCUACAACAAACCCAAGAGCCUCGAUCAGGCCAACGAGUACACAGGCUUCCUCAUGGCUCUGGGCCUCAACAGGCACCUCAGCAAGCUGGCCACACUCAACAUACAUGUCUACUUCACCAAGGUGAGUGUGCAUGCAAACACAUACAGUCACACACAAUUACAGUAUCUCACAUACACACACAGUCACACACACACGUUUUCGCUAACCACAAACCAAGUCACUUCUGCAGCCCUCAUUCUGAGAAAAGCCAGUGAAGCCACCAGCUGCUCUGGGGUUGAGUAAAGUUUUUCUCAUUAAAUGUUUUUAAGCUUCACUAGAUUGCAUUGGUUUUAGAAGAAUUCGUCUCUCAGCAUCCUGUUAUUUUUCUCACAUGAAAGUGGGAAGGCCUCCGUGCGCUCAGAGGAGAGUUUCACUUUGACUUAUCCCUGGCAGUGACGCAUAGCAACUUUCUCAUUUCUACUAAAGAAGGCCACGUGGUCAUAUCUAACACAUCUGUCAGCUCAGGAAAUAUCAGCGGUUAUUUACUAGAAUAUAUAGUAGUAUGUUUUACUACUAUUCUCGUUCUUGCUAGCAUGUCAUCUGUGCCAGGAAAGAUAAGCUGAUAUUUGACCACAGCAACGUGUUAACUUUUUAAAAGUCUGCUGCUGGUACUGUUAUGGUCUAAUACAGCAGCCCUUGAUAGGUCAAAAUGAAUGUUGAAUGAUUUAAGUAUGAAAGGGGUCAGCUGAUUUAUGCAAAAUGAGUACUUUGAAAUGUUCUCAUUAGUUUCCUUUAUGUCAUUGUGUGAUGAUGGAGAAAACAACUACUUUGAUGCAGUGUAGUUUGGAUCCUCCAAAAAGAGGAAUAGGGCGAAAAAUUGUCCUCACUCAGCAUAUGUUGAGCAAAGAGCUGUGAUCUGUUAUAACCUUGUUGUUUUAUACCCGCUCCACAUUCAGCCCUACACAGUCACUCAUUCAACUCAUAAUCUCUCUAUUAAACAAGUGAACCCCGCUAAGUAGGAAGUCCAUGGGGGACUAAUGAAAAUG